This is a messenger RNA of Balaenoptera musculus (blue whale), 2510 nucleotides long. It is a transcript of the gene ACAP1, whose product is annotated as ArfGAP with coiled-coil, ankyrin repeat and PH domains 1. The record is from RefSeq and is a predicted model, not a curated record. Gene Ontology annotation, cellular component: cytoplasm. Gene Ontology annotation, molecular function: protein binding; GTPase activator activity. Lineage: Eukaryota; Metazoa; Chordata; Mammalia; Artiodactyla; Balaenopteridae.
CUUUCAGAUGAGGAAACUGAGGAAUCAGCUUGCCCAGGGUCACGCAAUCAGGAUUUGAACCUGUAUGUCUCAGGCCCCCACAACUCAACCACUGCAGGAGACUGAAGCAGAGACCAGGGUCCCGGUAGGAAGGGAGUACCGCCACCUGCAUCCCCACCCUCCAGGCCCCAGGGCCCACUGGCCCCAGAGCGGUCAAGCUGAGAUGACGGUCAAGCUGGAUUUUGAGGAGUGCCUUAAGGACUCACCCCGCUUCCGAGCCUCUAUUGAGCUGGUGGAAGCCGAAGUGUCAGAAUUGGAGACCCGGCUGGAAAAGCUCCUCAAGCUGGGUAAUGGCCUCCUGGAAAGUGGGCGCCACUACCUUGCCGCCAGCCGGGCCUUCAUCGUUGGCAUUUGUGACCUGGCCCACCUGGGUCCACCAGAGCCCAUGAUGGCGGAGUGUCUGGACAAUUUCACUCAGAGCCUGAGCCACAAGCUGGACAGCCACGCAGAGCUUCUAGAUGCCACCCAGCACACACUGCAGCAGCAAAUCCAAACUCUGGUCAAGGAAGGUCUCCGGGGCUUCCGAGAGGCUCGGCGGGAUUUCUGGCGGGGGGCUGAGAGCCUGGAGGCUGCUCUUACCCACAACGCAGAGGUCCCCAGGCGCCGGGCGCAGGAGGCAGAAGAGGCCGGAGCUGCUCUGAAGAUUGCUCGAGCCGGGUACCGGGCACGGGCCCUGGAUUAUGCCCUGCAGAUCAAUGUGAUUGAGGACAAGAGGAAGUUUGACAUCAUGGAGUUUGUGCUGCGUCUGGUGGAGGCCCAGGCUACCCAUUUCCAGCAGGGCCACGAGGAGCUGCGCCGGCUGGCCCAGUAUCGCAAGGAGCUGGGUGGCCAGUUACACCGGCUGGUCUUGAAUUCGGCUCGAGAGAAGAGGGACAUGGAGCAGAGACACGUGCUGCUGAAACAGAAGGAGCUGGGUGGGGAAGAGCCAGAGCCAAGCCUAAGGGAGGGGCCUGGUGGCCUGGUCAUGGAAGGGCAUCUCUUCAAACGGGCCAGCAAUGCAUUUAAAACCUGGAGCAGACGCUGGUUUACUAUUCAGAGCAACCAACUGGUUUAUCAGAAGAAGCACAAGGACCCUGUGACUGUGGUGGUGGAUGACCUUCGUCUCUGCACAGUGAAGCUCUGUCCUGACUCAGAAAGGCGGUUUUGCUUUGAGGUGGUGUCCCCCAGCAAGUCCUGCCUCCUGCAGGCUGACUCAGAGCGCCUCCUGCAGCUGUGGGUCAGUGCUGUGCAGAGCAGUAUCGCUACGGCCUUCAACCAGGCUCGCCUUGAUGACAGCCCCCGGGGUCCAGGCCAGGGCUCAGGACACCUGGCCAUGGGCUCCGCCGCCACCCUGGGCUCUGGCGGGAUGACCAGGGGAAGGGAUUCUGGUGGGGUCGGGCACGUGGCAGCCCAGGUGCAGAGCGUGGACGGCAACGCCCAGUGCUGUGACUGCCGGGAGCCGGCCCCUGAGUGGGCCAGCAUCAACCUUGGCGUCACCCUCUGCAUUCAGUGCUCCGGCAUCCACAGGAGCCUGGGAGUUCAUUUCUCCAAAGUCCGGUCCCUGACCCUUGACUCAUGGGAGCCGGAACUCGUGAAGCUCAUGUGUGAGCUGGGGAAUGUCGUCAUGAACCAGAUCUAUGAGGCCCGUGUGGAGGCCAUGGCCGUGAAGAAGCCAGGGCCCAGCUGCUCCCGGCAAGAGAAGGAGGCCUGGAUUCACGCCAAAUACGUGGAGAAGAAGUUCCUGACCAAGCUUCCCGAGAUUCGUGGGCGAAGAGGUGGCCGGGGCCCCCCGAGGGGGCAGCCUCCUGUGCCCCCAAAGCCGGGCACCAUCAGGCCCCAGCCCGGGAGCUUCAGACCCAAGCCAGAGCCACCCUCUGAGGACCUGGGCAGCCUGCACCCUGGGGCCCUGCUGUUUCGAGCUGCUGGGCAUCCUCCAUCCCUUCCCACCAUGGCUGAUGCCCUCGCCCAUGGAGCCGAUGUCAACUGGGUCCACGGGGGUCAGGAGAAUGCCACACCACUGAUCCAGGCCACAGCUGCUAAUUCUCUUCUGGCCUGUGAGUUCCUCCUCCAGAACGGGGCAAACGUGAACCAAGUGGACAGCCACGGCCGAGGCCCGCUCCACCAUGCAACCAUUCUUGGCCACACGGGGCUGGCCUGCCUCUUCCUGAAACGGGGGGCCGAUCUGGGAGCCCGAGACUCUGAAGGCAGAGACCCCCUGACCAUCGCCGUGGAAACAGCCAACGCUGACAUCGUCACUCUGCUGCGAUUGGCAAAGAUGAGGGAGGUCGAUGCGGCCCAGGGCCAGGCUGGAGACGAGACGUAUCUCGAUAUCUUCCGCGACUUCUCCCUCAUGGCGUCCGACGACCCGGAGAAGCUGAGCCGGCGUAGCCAUGACCUACACACGCUUUGAUCCCAGGCCUUCGAGGGCCCGCACCCCCUAUCCCUGCCCUUCCCACCGCCCGUCCCUUUCUAUUAAAGCCUUUGUGCUUUGU